GCCGGCAUAAUAAUCGGCAACNCCCUCGACAUCGUCAAAGUAAACCUCCAACGAGGAGACCGAGGAGCAGCUCUACUCGCACCUACCACAGCAGCCCCUCCAAUAUCACCACUUCUUCCCUCGCCUUCAACAGCACAAUCAACAAAUGCAGCAAAAUCCCUCUCUACCUUGCUCAAAGGCACCGCAGCCCCGAUCCUCGGUUAUGGCGCUCUGAACGCGUUAAUGUUUAUGACCUACAAUCGCUGCAUGCAGUCUCUACACCAAGACCCUGCUCACCCUUCCUCUCUGUCCAAGACUUGGGUAGCUGGUGCUUUGGGCGGUCUGGCCACUUUCCUCGUCUCUGCGCCCACCGAAUUGAUAAAAUGCAGAGCACAGGUCAGCGGCACCGAAAACAGUUCUUGGGCCAUCGCAAAAGAAUUGUGGAAGGAAAGAGGAUUGAGGGGUUUGUAUUGGGGCGGUGGGGUCACCAGUUUGAGGGAUAGUGUGGGUUAUGGCUUCNUAGUAUGUUUCUUCUCCUUCUCCCUAGUAGGUCAUGGUUUCUGUGACGAUGUUGCUAAACGUAUUCUCAGUUUCUGGUCAUAUGAGUUGAGCAAAAGAGCCUUGAUCUCCGAAAAGACAGAUGCGGAAAAGCCAGAAUGGAUGAUCAUCUUGCUUUGUGGCGGUAUUGCUGGUGUGGUGACUUGGGCUUCCGUGUUUCCAUUAGAUGUUAUAAAAACCAGAGUACAAACCCAAGGCAUCUCCAGAGCUCCAGCUGGGUGGCCUUCAGGAGAGCAGUCUGAACUGCUUGCGGCUCGGGACUUGGGCCGCUUAGGCACCCUACAGAUUGCAAGACAGGCAUAUCGAGAAGAAGGGCUAUCCGUCUUCUUUCGUGGAUUGGGUGUUUGCAGUUUCAGGGCCUUCUUUGUAAACGCCGUACAGUGGGCCGUGUACGAAUGGAUGAUGCACAUUUUACUUCCUUCUAAGGCUGGACCAUACUCAAAUAAACACGAC
Molecule: messenger RNA, 990 nt
Organism: Aureobasidium uvarum
Lineage: Eukaryota; Fungi; Ascomycota; Dothideomycetes; Dothideales; Saccotheciaceae
Source: the annotation of a GenBank genome assembly